Messenger RNA from Xyrauchen texanus (razorback sucker), 1803 nucleotides. It is a transcript of the gene frrs1a, whose product is annotated as ferric-chelate reductase 1a. The transcript is spliced from 15 exons. Lineage: Eukaryota; Metazoa; Chordata; Actinopteri; Cypriniformes; Catostomidae. Gene Ontology annotation, molecular function: oxidoreductase activity, acting on metal ions. Bases 1 to 1803 code for a protein of 600 amino acids. The record is from RefSeq and is a predicted model, not a curated record.
AUGAUCACAUCAUCGCCACUGAAAAUGAGCAAACUACAAACUGCUCUGGCAAUCCUUGGAACGUUGUGCUUGACUGCCAUCAGUGGAUACAAAAAUGGAAAAGUGGAGAAAGCUUGUGAGAGCAUGAUGCCGGAGCAUCAUGGCCAUCCCAACACUACUGUCAGUCCAUACACACUGACUGUGAAUGUCAGUAAAUUCACUUUAGGAGAUCACAUCAAAGUCACUCUCUCUGGAGAAAAGCACUUUGAGGGCUUUCUGCUUCAGGCCCGAGAUGCCACAAACUCUACUGGACCUGCUGUUGGCUCCUUCACAUUGGUCAACCCCAAGAUUUCUCAGCUUUUAAUGUGCAACAGCAUAGAGGGCUCUGCUGUUAGUCACACCAGCAAUGCCAAACAGACAGAAAUUCAGGUGAUCUGGAUUGCCCCGUCCAACGCUCCUCCCACUGUACAGUUUCUUGCUUCAGUGGUUGCCCACUACAAGAUUUUCUGGGUCAAACUUCCUGGUCCAAUCAUAUCUCAAAGUGGUGUGACUUCGGCUCCAUCUCAAUCUACCACCACUGACAUGUCUACAAUCUCUGGAACCACCUGUAUACUGCCUCAGCCCUUCACCUCAGAGGGUUGUGGCAGGUGGAAAUCUUGUCUCAUUGAUCCUGCUGGCUGCAACCCUUCUGUGGACACAAACUGCUUCUUCCUUUCCUAUUCCAGUGUAGGCCAGUCAGUUCAGUUUGAGCUCAGCGGCCCAGCACAGGGAUACAUAUCCUUUGCUCUGUCCAAGGAUAAAUGGAUGGGAGAUGACGAUACAUACUUGUGCAUAAAUGACGGUGGUCUUGUUAGUGUGGAUGCAGCAUACACAACAGGGAGAAAGUAUCCACAAGUGGCAUCCAAGUCUGUGCUGACUGAUGUAGGCUGGAGAGUUUCAGAUGGGGUGAUUCAGUGCAGGUUCUCUAGGGCCAUUCACACCCCUCAGGACCCGGUCCGGUUCAGCCUCAAUCACAGUUAUUAUUUGUUCAUCGCACAUGGAUCUUCUGAAUAUGGUAUGAUCCAUAGACAUAAUAGGCAGCCACUGAUAUCAACCCACUCUCAGGUCAUUACCGGCCCUCCAGAAAAACUGACAGGCUCACGUUCCCCACAGCUCAUGAAAUGCCAUGGAGUGCUUAUGCUGAUUGCCUGGAUGCUAGCAGGAAGCACUGGAACAUUAAUGGCCAGUUAUUUUAAACCUGAUUGGCCGGAACAAACACUGUUUGGACAAAAGAUAUGGUUUCAGGUGCAUCGCGGAUUGAUGUCAAUUACAUUGUUGCUCACAGCUGUUGGCUUCAUCUUUCCCUUCAUUUACAGACAAAAAUGGAGCACAAAAGCAGGUGCUCAUCCAUACCUAGGCUGCACUGUUAUGAUUCUCACUUUCUGUCAGCCUAUAAUCGCUGCUUUCAGACCAGCCCCGGACUCCGCAAGGAGGUGGAUAUUCAAUUGGUUGCACUGGGGUGUAGGAAAUGCUGCUGAAUUUAUUGCUGUGGCUUCCAUGUUUGUUGGAAUACAGCAACAGUCUCUUUUGCUCCCUUUCUCAUGGACCACAGGGGUGCUUUCUGGGUUUGUGGUUUGGACCAUUGCUAUAAAGCUAGUUUUACGACUUCAUAAGCAAGGUCUUAUUAGAAAAGGGAGUGACAAUGAAGAUGAGUUUCCAGUUCUUUCAAACUUUUCUGGGAAGGAAAACUGGGAUACAAAGUUUAGAGUGGCUGUCCUUGCUCUUUUUGUGCUUGGAAACUCAGCAUUCUGUAUCUCUCUUCUCAGCUCCAUAGGUGACAUAUAA